Molecule: messenger RNA, 750 nt
Organism: Cyclospora cayetanensis
Lineage: Eukaryota; Apicomplexa; Conoidasida; Eucoccidiorida; Eimeriidae
Product: eukaryotic translation initiation factor 6
Exons: 6
Coding region: 1-750 (249 amino acids)
Biological process (GO): cytosolic ribosome assembly; ribosomal subunit export from nucleus; maturation of 5.8S rRNA
Cellular component (GO): cytosol; preribosome, large subunit precursor; nucleolus
Molecular function (GO): ribosomal large subunit binding
Source: RefSeq, a predicted model, not a curated record
AUGGCAAUCCGCACUCACUUCGAGUCCUCAAACGAGGUUGGGGUCUUCGGAAAACUCACGAACUCUUACUGUCUGGUCGCUUCUGGCGGCAGCGAACACUUUUAUUCAACUAUCGAAGCAGAAUUAGGUCCCCACAUUCCCGUAAUUCAUGCCUCCGUCGGAGGCACUACCGUCAUAGGCCGCGUAUGCGUUGGCAACAAGAAUGGCCUCUUAGUGCCGAUGACUACGUCGGAUGCAGAGCUUCAGCAUCUUAGGAACUCGCUGCCGGACUCAGUGGCCGUUCGCCGGGUAGAGGAGAGGCUGUCAGCCCUUGGCAAUUGUAUCGCAACGAAUGAUUACACCGCCCUCGUGCAUGCAGACUUGGAUGCAGAGACGGCGGAAGUUAUCCAAGACGUGCUGCAGGUGGAGGUCUUUCGAUCGAUUGUUGGAGGGCAGCUACUUGUGGGCAGCUACUGCCAACUUACGAAUCGAGGCGGACUCGUACAUUCGCGCACUCCCGUAGAGGAGAUGGAGGAUCUCUCGCAACUUGUGCAAGUGCCCUUCACUGCAGGGACAGUAAAUCGAGGCUCGGAUCUCGUCGGCGCAGGGCUCAUGGUGAAUGACUGGACGGGAUUCUGCGGUAUGGAAACAACAGCAACUGAAUUGGCGGUGGUUGAGAGGAUCUUCCAGCUGGCGAACUCUGAGCAGCAGCAGGUUUCCCUUAGGGACGACCUGAAACUGAGAACCUCGCUCGUUGACUUCCUGAGUUAA